AUGUAUAAGGCUAAAGACGAAAAAAUUGAACCAGUGCGAAUUACACCCGAAGUUAAACGCAAUCAUAUCCACCUACUUUUACUGACUCAACGGUCCGAUAAUCCUGACGAUGUGAUGGACUCCAAGACUCACUACUGCUGGAUUAAAGACUUGAGUCGCCUGAUUUCAAAUCAAGUUUCGAGUCACCGUGGACGACAUUAUUUCUGUGACCGAUGUUUAAAUUACUUUCAUCGUCUCGCAUUAUUGGAAGAAGAUCGUAUAAAUUGCGGUAAACAAAACGUAUGCGGAAUCGAGAUGCCUGCCGGAGGAGACGAUAUAAUUAAAUUCAGAAAUACCAAGAACCAAUUGAAGGCUCCAUUUGUUAUAUACGCAGAUGUUAAGGCGCUUUUGAAAACACCUACCGAACCGUUCUGCAAGCAAUAUGGUAACAAACCCGUAAAAACUGUUGCAUAUCAAAAACAUGAGGUCUAUAGCAUCGGCUAUUACUUCAAAUGUGAAUUUGAUGACUCAAAACCGUUUUAUAAAUCCUAUCGCGGAAAGGAUUGUAUCGAGUGGUUUGUGAAAGAAUUGCACGACGCAUCAUCAAUUUUCAAUCAAAUUUAUGAUAAUUCGCAACCACUGAGAAUGAGUGCAGAAGACAUAGAAAACUUCGAAAACGCUGUUAUAUGUCAUAUUUGCGGGGAGGGUCUUGCAAUGAGUUACAAGGGACCGGCAGUGCGAGAUCAUUGUCAUUUUACCGGUGAAUACAGAGGUGCUGCACAUCAGUCCUGCAAUUUAGAAUAUCGCGAUAGUCGUACUGUGCCUGUUGUAUUCCACAACUUAUCAAAUUACGAUUCACAUUUCCUUAUACGGGAGCUUGCAGUAGGUUUUCCCGGAGAAUUGAGAGUCAUUUCAAUUAAUAAGGAAAAAUACAUUUCAUUUAUAAAAACUGCUGCCGACAGUUCGAACAAAUUCAACUGCAUGAUCAAGUUCAAAUUUAUCGACAGCUUCCGAUUCAUGGCCUCAUCACUUGAUCGUUUAUCGUCGCUAAUACCAUCGGACAAAAAAACAUUACUUCGAAAUGAGUUCAAAGAUAUAAGUGACGAACAAAUGCAACUCCUGGAAAGAAAAUGGGUUUUCUGUUACGAUUACGUUGAUUCAUGGGAGAGACUUGAAGAGACUGAACUACCCUCAAAAGAAGCAUUCUAUAGCAAACUAACUGAUGAAAAAGUUUCCGAUAAGGAUUAUGCGUUCGCGACUGAAGUUUGGAAUAAAUUCAAUGUGAAAACUCUCGGUGAAUAUGCCGAUUUAUAUCUAAAAGUCGAUGUCUGCCUACUGGCAAUUGUGUUCGAGAACUUCAGAGAAACAUGUCAUCAAAUUUACAAGCUAGACCCGGCCAACUAUUACACAUCACCAGGUUUAUCGUUCGAUGCUAUGCUACGUUAUACAAAAGUGGAAUUGUCACUAUUAACGGAUGUGGAUAUGCUUCUCUUCGUUGAAAGAGGAAUACGUGGUGGAAUCAGCCAAUGUAGCAAACGUCACGUUGAGGCUAAUAAUAAGUAUAUGGAGACAUUCGAUAAAGAAAAAGAGUCUACCCACAUCACCUACAUCAAACGCUCAAAACACUAUACUACGCACUAGUCCAGUAUCAUCUUGAGUACUGCAAUGUUGUAUGGCUACCAACUUAUGCCGUGCAUAUCGACAAAAUUGAGAGCGUUUUGAGAAAAUUUACCCAGUUCGCCCGAAGAGAGUACCGUACAGCGGCCAACGGCUACAGUAUCACCGACUACAACAAACGACUUGAGGCGUUGAACAUGACAUCGUUGGAGCGUAGGAGGGUGAAUGCAUCAAUUGUAUUCAUGUACGACAUCGUGAAUGGGAUCGCAAAUUGUCCCAAUGUACGCAACGACAUCGCAAUAGGAGAGAGCGUACGUAGGUUACGGCACACAGACUACCUCAAGAUUAAAGAUAGGCUCAUGGACAAACAAAUCAGAGCUCAAGUGCCUCAAAUGUGCAAAUUCGCAAACAGAGUGGCUGAUCAAUUCAAUGACUCAACCAGCCGUGCAAACUUCAUCUCGUCGGUACGCAGCGAACAAAGCCAGAAGUUUAAUAUUAAAUAUUGACAAAUUGUUAUCUUACAUCCCUACAAAAUGUAUAGAAAUAAUGAUAUUUAUCUGUGAUUUUUACACAAACUUCAAAAUAAGUAGCAACAUUAACUGUGAUAUAGCCAUCCAUUGAGUUGGUGAUUAACUUUUGACCUACCAUUACUUUAUAAUUGGAACUACCGUUUAUGUAAAUGUAUUUGCAAAUAUUGUAAAUUUGUUCUUAUGUCUUUCGGUCUCUACUAAAUUACAAAUUCAUAACUACCAACAGGGACUUGUUAGAUUAGACGUAAAACUUUUCUUCAAUGUAUCACCUCUGGAUAAAUUGAAUGAUGACUUUUGCAGUCAUUAGGGCCGUCACUACAGUGUUAACGCUUCAGUUAGUCUUUCAUUUUUUACACGUUUAAGUUAGGCUAUAUUGAACCGUUUACAUUUCGGCUACCUAUGCAUUUCCAUGUAUUGGUUGGGUUAUCUUGUGUCAAUGCUUUUAGACCAAAUUAUUAUACCAAUCGAGAAAGACUAUUAUAACUAUUUAUUGUAUAAAAUUACCAUAUAUUGUACAAACACAAAAAGAUCAGGUUUUUCACGACUCUUGGAGUCGUUUUCCUGCAAACCAAAAUAUUCAGCCAGUUUUUGGCGGUGUGAAAUAAAUAAAUAAAAAAUAAAUAAAUAAAAAAUCA
Messenger RNA from Sitodiplosis mosellana (orange wheat blossom midge), 2761 nucleotides. RefSeq lists its product as uncharacterized. Lineage: Eukaryota; Metazoa; Arthropoda; Insecta; Diptera; Cecidomyiidae. The record is from RefSeq and is a predicted model, not a curated record. The transcript is spliced from 2 exons. Bases 1 to 1620 code for a protein of 539 amino acids.